Clarias gariepinus (North African catfish) is the source of this 2675-nucleotide messenger RNA. It is a transcript of the gene prmt7, whose product is annotated as protein arginine methyltransferase 7. The transcript is spliced from 17 exons. Gene Ontology annotation, biological process: peptidyl-arginine methylation. The record is from RefSeq and is a predicted model, not a curated record. Lineage: Eukaryota; Metazoa; Chordata; Actinopteri; Siluriformes; Clariidae. Gene Ontology annotation, molecular function: protein-arginine N-methyltransferase activity. The coding region runs from base 90 to 2147 and encodes 685 amino acids.
GGGAAACAAGAUGGCGGCGCGCAGUGUGGUCACACCGGAUGAUUAGAAAAUUCCGUUAUUUACUUCUGGUAUCGGUAUAGAGUGUGGUGAUGAACAACAGUGUGAUGAUGAAGACGUUUUGUGGUCGUGCUAACCCCACCACGGGCUCGCUGGACUCGGUGGAGGAGGGAGAGGAGUAUGAUUAUCACCAGGAGAUCGCCAGGUCCUGUUACGCCGAUAUGCUGCACGACACAGAUAGGAAUGAGAAGUACUACCAGGGCAUUCGAGCAGCAGUUAGCCGGGUGAAGGCUCGAGGCGAGAGAGUCGUCGUUCUGGAUAUCGGCACAGGAACAGGUCUUCUCUCCAUGAUGGCCGUCACAGCAGGAGCAGACUACUGCUACUCCGUAGAGGUGUUUAAGCCCAUGGCCGAGGCUGCAGCUUGCAUCAAAAAGAAAAAUGGCUUCUCAGACAAGAUCAAGAUCAUCAAUAAGCACUCGACUGAGGUCACAGUUGGUCCAGAUGGGGACAUGCAGGAAAAAGCGAACAUAUUAGUGACAGAGCUGUUUGAUACGGAGCUGAUUGGAGAGGGAGCUUUACCCAGCUAUGAGCACGCACACUUACACCUGGUACAGCCGGGCUGUGAAGCCGUACCUCACCGUGCCACCAUCUACGCCCAGGUGGUGGAGUCGGAGCAGCUUUGGAGCUGGGCACAGAUUCAGCCCAUCCAGGUGGAGGAGCGCACGCUGCUGCCCCCUGCUGCAGUGACACAGUGUGCUGGAGCGCCAUCUGUCUGUGACAUACAGCUCAGUCAGGUCACCCCGAGUGCGUUCACUAACCUCGGACCCCUGUGUGCCAUGUUCAGUGUGGACUUCAGCACCCCGGUCAGCAGCACUCCUCAGUCCCACUCCUGCAGGUUUGUGGUGCAGUCCAGCGGCCGAGCUCAGGUAGUUUUAUCCUGGUGGGAUUUGGACAUGGACCCGAGCGGCAGCAUCGUCUGCUCCAUGGCUCCCAGCUGGACUUACUCCGACCCGCGAGAGUAUCCCUGGAGGGAUCACUGGAUGCAGAGUGUGUACUUCCUGCCUGCUGAAAGGAGUGUGUGUGAGGGAGAAGAGCUCAGUCUAACCGUCUGCCAUGAUGACUACAGCUUGUGGUACAGCCUCUCUGCUGGUGAGCAAUCUGAUGUGGCCACGCCGUGUUGUACCUGCCAGGCUCACCUGCUGUGGACGCGGCCGCGCUUCGGGGAGCUUAAUGACCGGCGGAGACGAGAGUCGUAUCUUAGUGCUCUCCGUAGUAUUCUCAGACCAGACAGCGUGUGUUUAUCCGUCAGUGACGGGAGUCUUCUCCCCAUCUUUGCACAUCUGCUCGGAGCUAAAAAGGUGUUCAGUUUGGAAAACUCAGGAAUGGCGAAGCGAGUGAUUGAGCAGUUUUUGGAAGCAAACUCACUGAGAAACGGCGUUCAGCUGCUUGAAAUCCGACCAGAUCAGCUGACGUCAGCUGAUGUAGAGGAAGAACAGAUCUCGGUGCUGAUUGGCGAGCCGUAUUUCAGUACCAGUCUGUUGCCCUGGCACUCGUUGUGCUUCUGGUACUGCCGUACAGCACUGAGCCGCCUCCUCCGGCCCGACGCCACCAUCAUGCCUUCAUCCGCCACGCUUUACGUGAUCGCCGUGGAGUUUCAGGAUUUGUGGCGAAUCCGAGCCCCGUGUGGAACCUGUGAAGGAUUUGACGUGAGCCCGAUGGAUGAAAUGGUGCAGCGCUCUCUGGACUUCCGGGAGUCUCGUGAGGCAGAACCUCACCCCCUGUGGGAGUACCCCUGCCGGGCCCUGUCCCAGCCAUGCUCCGUGAUGACCUUUGACUUCCUGCAGUGUGUCCCUGAGCAGCCAAUCAGCAGUCAGGGAGCAGUUCAACUUACUGGGAGAGGGCGGUGUCACGGCGUGGCUCUGUGGAUGGAGUACAGGCUGACAGAUGACAUCACCGUCAGCAUGGGCUUGACUCAACCCGCCAGUGAGGAGGGAGCGUGUGUGUGGAGUCCACACCGGAAACAGGGAGUGUACUUCUUACGCGAGCCAUGGGAAAGCACCGGAGACGGAGAGGCGAGCGUGACCUACAGCAUAACCUUUGACCCCAGUAUCGGGGACAUCAAAAUGGACUUUUCAGUCACUCAAGCUUGACCAAAGCGAAAUGUACUGAUUCACUCGACAGGGUUUCUUUCAUUUUUUAUCUUGUUGUGUUUAGAAAACUGCCUAUUCCAGGUGAUGUGUAAUUUUGACUUUAUUGCAAAUCUCCUUUAAUCUCACAGUUUGGUUAUUUUAAUAAAGAAAAUUUAAAUGUUUUUUUCUUUUAAGUUUAAAUUGAGUAAGUUAGUUUGGACGUGUUUUAUGUCUGCUGUUGCUUUCUUUUUUUUUCUCCUGUGGUGCAAUGAGGUUAAUGUAAUUGGGUAAAAACUUUCUUUCGGCUGCUCCCGUCAAGGUCGCCACAGCGGACCAUCCAACCCACACAACUUGGCCUUUCCUGGCGCAACCCUCCCAAUUUUGCUAACCGGCCUUGGGAGCGACCCUGCAUGCUGUGGCUGGGUAGUAUGGGGUAUGUCGCAACCCACCAACAGUGGAGCUUGAACCCAGAUCUUCAGAUGCUCAAAUCAACGACCCAGAACCAUAGCCGCCUGAGCCACCACUCACUGUUAAUGCCUUAAAUAAAAA